Molecule: messenger RNA, 1530 nt
Organism: Esox lucius (northern pike)
Lineage: Eukaryota; Metazoa; Chordata; Actinopteri; Esociformes; Esocidae
Product: junctional adhesion molecule-like
Exons: 8
Coding region: 217-1227 (336 amino acids)
Source: RefSeq, a predicted model, not a curated record
CUGUCUUCUGUAACCUGACAUUGUUUUUCACACUUCUCUUGCUGACAGAUGCAACACCACCAUUUGGACUCAACCACCUCAUCACUUAUCUGACAAACAACAUUCAUCAAUAAUCACCGCCUUUCUGGCUUAGUCACCAGUUUAAUAUUUCCCAAGGGUCUCUUUGUGCCUUUGUUUUACUGACUGGAUUUAGAAGAUUUUGCUCUGUGAAGACACAUGGAGAUUGUGACUGGACUAGUGUUGCUGAUGUUAAGAGGACUGUCUGAUGCCACAGCGACCACCUGUGAUGCUACUCAGAAGUCAUCACAGUGUUUUGUGGCUUUGGGUGGAACUCUGGAUCUUAAGCUAAUGACGAGUGUCAGUGGAUGUGAGCUGCAGUUUAAAAAGAACCGUACUCAAGGUCCUGAACAGAUAUUCAUCAUGAAAAAAAACAAAGUGUCCAUCAAAGGACCCACUGAAGGUAGAUCAGAGUUCUUUAUGAACAAUGGGACCUUCAGGUUAACCAAUGUUGAGAGGGCUGAUUCUGGACAAUACUUCCUGGAGGUCUACAAUUCUGAUGGGUCAAGUUUAGGAACCAGAAUAAUACAACUGGUUAUCAAAGGGUCAAGUUUAGAAACCAAAAAAAUACAACUGGAUGUCAAAGGGACAAGUUUAGGAACCAGAGAAAUACAACUGGACAUCAAAGUGACCACCUGUAAUGCUACUCAGAAGUCAUCACAGUGUUUUGUGGCUUUAGGUGGAACUCUGGAUCUUAAGCUAAUGAACAAUGUCAGUGGAUGUGAGCUGCAGUUUAAAAAGAACCGUACUCAAGGUCCUGAACAGAUAUUCAUCAUGAAAAAAAACAAAGUGUCCAUCAAAGGACCCACUGAAGGUAGAUCAGAGUUCUUUAUGAACAAUGGGACCUUCAGGUUAACCAAUGUGGAGAGGGCUGAUUCUGGACAAUACUUCCUGGAGGUCUACAAUUCUGAUGGGUCAAGUUUAGGAACCAGAAUAAUACAACUGGAUAUCAAAGGGGAAAGUUUAGGAAACAAACAAACAGAAGACCAACUGGAAAUCAAAAAACAUAAUCAACUCAUGGUGAUAAUUGCUGGGUUAGUUGGUGGCCUUCUCUUAGCAGUGAUGCUGGUAACCAUCUGUAAAGUGAAGAGAUGCCCAGCAAAGCAGACACAGGACUCAGCCCUCUGGAUGAAGAUGGAGGCAAUUGAACCUGUGGAGAAUCGUAACUGAGAGGAUAAUGCUGUUCUGUGUUCAUUCACAGGCGUAGUGGAGAGAUUAAUGAUUAGACACAGUGGAGAGAAAGUACCCUUUUAAAGAAAUCCAAAUGUGUACUGUAUGUUCAAAGUUUUGACUGGUACUGUAUAUAAUUGUUUCCUUUAUUGUCCAUAAUACAAUUCUCUAGUGUCACUGUACAUGUUUCUUCUAACUAGUUGGUGUGGCAAGAGGGCCCAUUUAUGCAAUUAUUUACUGAAGAGGGGAUGUGAAGAAAGAAAAUGUAUCACUGCUGUUUCAAUAAAAGGAAGUUAAACGAUA